AUGAUAAGAUUCGAUGCGAUAGGUUAUUUCCCUGUUCGAACUGCCGAACAGUCCAAAAAGCGUGCAGCUUGGUUGGAACGACACAGGGAAUGCGACAGUCCAAACAAAGAGUCCUCAUCUCCUCGCAGUAGUAGGUCUCACUAUCGGCUGUUUAUUUGCAUGAAAGGCGUAGCUCAAUUGAAAAAUAGUGAACAAAAGAUAGAUCGCAUAGAGAAUCGCCUCGAAGGUAUCGAACAGCUCUUGCGCAGGGCCUUUGAUGAACCACCUAAUACCAGAAAUGUCCCAAGACCUCCCGAAUCGUUAGCUACAGACUCUUUCAAUGUCUCUCAGGAUUUCGCGAACAGUAACAGAAAUGGGCCAAGCUAUACCAACUCAGAGAUAGCUUUGGAGGGAAGUAGCUCCUUGAAAGCUGCUACGGUGUACGCGAGCGACUUUUUCCAGACGGUCCUCGGGCACUCGCCAGCUGCUGAUACAAGCACGCGUGUGAACGCUGCGUUGUCAUCGCUGAAGCAAAUGAUUGAGAUUAAUAGCUACCGGUCGAUGGGCGACCGUAUACCGAGCCGAAGAGAAACCCAGAACGAUGGCAUAAGGGACCUGGCAAUGCCGCCUCUACAGUCAGUUCUAGCGAUUCUGCGAGAAUUGAAAGAAACAAAGCUAGCAACACUGAUGAUCAUUAGUCUCUUCAUAUCCAAGGAUAGGCUGAUCGAUUGUUGCCGCGAGAUAUACUUUGCAGUUGAUAAUUUCUCACUUCCGACAUUCUUGAUAGCAAACGCAACCCUCCGUUACCUGUUUCAGGAGAAAGCUCAAGCGUCGCAGGAUCCAUUAUUUCGCGAUGAGUACCGAAAACUGUCUCAGCUAUGUCGGGACAACCUCGAGACAGCCAUGAAUAAGUUCAGGGUUCUUGCACCACCCAGCCUGGAGAACGUAGAGGCUUUUCUUCUGGGGGCCAUCUACGCCAUCGAGGUGUCACAACCAAUGCUCGCUUGGCAGCUCGUAUCUAGCGCAGCAGGGACUUGUCAGACUCUUGGUUGGCAUCAACUCGUUCCCAACAGUGAUAGCACCACCGAUCGAAAGAUCUCUCUGUUUUGGCUGACCUACCUCCUCGAUAAAGGCCUGUCCUUGCGCCUUGGCCGACCGGCUGUCAUACACGAUGAUGAGAUCACCCUACCAGAACGUCUGGACAAAGCAGAUGUGCCCGGUGGAUGGAGAGGUUUGCUUACACAAUGGAUCCGUCAUUCUCGACUCGUUGGCAGGGCCUAUCAAGACCUGUACAGUCCAUCUGCGCUUCGAGCGUCAACACAUGAACGUGGUGAGCGCGCAAGGCGCCUGGUCGCAGCGCUAAAACAAAUUAUGGAUGGCUCAUUGAUGCCACUUGGACAGGCACAUCUAAUGGAGCACAAUACUGUGGACUUUGGAUCAGCGCCUAAUAGAAUGAUCAAGACGGUUCUGAAGGCUGACGAGGUAUGGUAUUGGACGACUCUAACGUUUAUACGCAGGGCUGUUCCCUCAACUGAAAGUGGACAUGGUGCUGUUAGCCCUGUGUGUCUAGAAUCUGCCAGGAUGGCGUUUGAAGCCCAUGGGGAAUGCAUGAGGAUGACUGAUCCGAGCUCUGAGACAAAGGCUCUAUAUCUUCUAUGGACGAUUAUCUACACCCCAUUUGUACCCCUCAUCGUGGUUUUCUGUAAUGUCAUUGAGACCUCUAACCCAGAAGAUAUUCGUAUACUCGGAGAGUUUUGCGAAUCGCUCAAGCCACUUUGCGGCAUAUUCGAGGCUAUACAAGAGCUGCAUGAUCUUUGCCAAGUUCUGUACAACCUGGCUAUCUCAUAUGUCGAGGCCAAAUCACAGAGCCAAGGGAGUCUUGAUAAAAUGGUCCAAGAUGGGUUUGAUGUUCAGUCAAAGAGCACGCAAGGGGCGGCGUCGUUUAGUACCGGCUACUGUGAUACCUUUUCUACGGGAUCGAGCAUACCAAUGCCUCAGCUGAAUAGCCAUGUCUCCCAGGUCAGGGACUGGAUUUCGGGGAAUAUGCAGUGGAUGGAUGUGUCACAAGAGGACUUCUCCGAGUUCUUGGCACAGUUAUCAUAG
Fusarium fujikuroi IMI 58289 is the source of this 2082-nucleotide messenger RNA. RefSeq lists its product as uncharacterized. The record is from RefSeq and is a predicted model, not a curated record. The coding region runs from base 1 to 2082 and encodes 693 amino acids. Gene Ontology annotation, biological process: DNA-templated transcription. NCBI's taxonomy places the organism in Eukaryota, Fungi, Ascomycota, Sordariomycetes, Hypocreales, Nectriaceae. The transcript has 4 exons. Gene Ontology annotation, molecular function: DNA binding; zinc ion binding.